AGUAUUAUGUUGACAAAGCAUGUAAUACAUUUCUGCUUAAUGUUUUUUUUUACAUCUGGAGUGUCUCCAAUGGGAGGAGAUUCAAUGAGCACCAAAAUAAUUACGUUUGAAUCAAUCUACUUUAUGUCUUUAUACCUUUAUCAAGAAGCAGGAUAUCAGGAAAACCAACCCAACAUCAUUUUCAGUCAAAAAGAAAAACAAUUGAAUAUGAAUCUGGUUAUUACUAAGAAGAUUGCUCAUGCAAGCUGUGGGUAAACGUCCAGGCACCAUGAGUGGAUUCAAGGAAUCUCUCUUGCUGCUUCACUCUUCUCUCCUCCGUCUCUUCGCUGUGUGCAAUCCCUGCUAACCAGUAGGUGGAGCUUGACUCCUUUGGCUUGAGAGGAAAAGAGAAGGAGAUGAUUAAAGGGAGAAGAAAGACAGCAAGAGGAGAGGCAGGGAGGGAUGGAUGAGAGGGAGGAGAGAGAGAGCAAGCGUCAGCACUCCAUGUGUUAAAAGGGCAGAUGGUAACGGCGGGGUAACUGAGGAGCAAACCACUCUGCUGGCCACAGAGCAAGAGAUCAGCGGAGAGAGGGAGGUAGAGGGAGGAAAGAGAGCAAACACAUGCAGCGCAGCAGAGGAGAGGAGCAUCUGAGAAGAAGGUAUACGCCUGCUCUGACAGGAAGGAGAGGACUGAGUACUUCUGCAGCUCUCUAACAGGGGAAAGAGAUGGAGAGGGAGGAACAGAUUCAGGAGAUGAGGGGGGAAAAGUAGCCUUCCUUCCCACUUAGAGAGAUACAGAGACAAAGAGCGAGGAGAAACAACAGGGAACUGAGGAGGUUGUGAUGCGAGGAAGAGGAGGAGGAUGGGAGAUAGUUAGAGCAACUGCAAGACUGAUCAAUUUCACCAAGAAUUUUAGACUCAGCGAAAAGACUCAGAGAGAAAGGAAGAAGAAGAGUACUCAGUGACAGGGAAAGAUUGAUGAAUAAGACAUGGGUAAAAGACUUAAAGAGAAAUAUUUAACUGGAGACAGGGGCAUCUAGCAAAUUCAGAAAAGAAGGAUAAAGAAUUUCAGAAUAACAAGGAGGAACAGAGAGUGAAAUAUUUAAAGGAUACAUGCACUAAAGGGGAGUUGGGGCUGAGAGUAACUUCCAAAAACUUGGGAAGAGAGAGAAUAAAUCAGUGCAGCAGAGGGAAACUGUGCUCCUCCUCCUCUCUUAUUCCUAAUAAAAGCCAACGGGCAACAGACGCACAACAGAAGAAAGAGGAAGAAGUUUCAAGACAAGAAAAGAGCUGCAAAGGUAGAUAUUUAACCACAUGAAAGUCAACUUUAUCCAUGGCGUGCUACUACAUUGUGAUCAGUUCCACCCACCUGCGUGACGGACAACUGAGGAGCAUCAAGGGGGUGUUCAGAGGACCAAUAGGAGCCAGUGGCCAAAGGAACACGGAGGAAGGAAACUCCAGGUUUUACUGUGAGCUGUGCAACAAGCAGUACGUGAGACAGCAGCAGUACGAGAACCACAUUAACUCCUAUGACCACCAUCACAAGCAGCGCCUGAAGGAGCUGAAACAGAGGGAGUUUUAUAGAGCAUUGGCCUGCAGGAGGCAGAGGAGGCGCAGGGAGGAGAGAAGAGAGAAGAGAGCACUGAGGAGAGUCCAACAACGUGACGUGAGGAGGACUGGAGAGUGUGCUCCAGGUUCUGGUCCCAUGUUCCGGUCCACCACAGUGGCAAUCGACCCAGAGAAUCAGCCACAACCAAAGGUUGAGCGGAACUGGCAGGAUUUCCAUUCAAGUGGCGCCGAGCGGGUAACAAGGCCUCAGACCCCACUCAUCCAGCCCUUCCUCCCCCUAGACCCUGCACUCGAGACCAGACUCCUGAGCAACACUGAGUGGGCAUAUGGCCAAACGGACGAAAGCAACUCUGCAGGUGCUGCUGAAGGACCCUGCAUCCUCAAAAAGACAAACCUGGACUGCAGUCACCUCAGACCCAACCACACAAUGAACCCUGAUGGCACAAACUGUACUGUUUCCAAUCAUUUCUUCAAACAUUUACAGCCUCAUUGCUACAUGAGCAACAGGAUGACUCCUGUAGAUAUCCCAAAAAGUACCACUGCCACAAAAACCUGCGACAACCUUGAAGUGAACACAAAUGACAACAGAAGCAAGGCGAUGAGCACGACUGAUGCUAUGUCAGCGACAAGCAGACUUCGCCCUGUGUCCUUCUCCCUGCCUAAGCGGACCUGUGUCCUCCUGCACCAAUCGGCUGCGGUCUUCAUCCAAGCUGGACAGGGUUCAGGGUUGUCAGGAAAACCAGUGGGUGUGGCAAAUCAGGAAAGAGCAAAAAACCUCAGAGAGCAAGUUGCUGAUCAGGGGCUCAAGUUUCCAGUGUCCUCAGAUGUGGAUGCCUGGGACAGUGGAAACCUGUGCAGUGUGGACAGUAAGAUUGAAUUCCAGCCAGCUGAGCAUGCUGAUAAAGGAUCAUUGGGAUUGUCUAUUAAUAAAGCCCAGAUUUCUUCAUGCAAUCGCAAUGUGAUUGAAACAGAGAACUUGACUAUUAGUGGAAGUGGAGCCCAGCUCUUAUUAUGUAAGGACAAUGAGGCCGAACAUGGGACUGGAUCUCAUCUUUAUUUAAACGGUGACAAACCAGGACAGAUUUCUGACAGCGUCAGCACAGAUUCAGUACAGAGAGCCAAUGAGGUCCACAAUCAGGACACAACACAGAAAGAUCUGCUUUGCCCUGCCACAAAUUACCCUGAGAAGUCUUUGUCUUGUGUGGUAAAUGAGAGUCCAACUCCAACACAGCCCAAACAAUCAAGCCUCCCCUCAUUAACCUGUUACAAAGCAUCAUCGCCUAUUCCUCCAAAUCGUCCUAAGGAGCCUUUCUGUCAGGUUCUAAGCCGUGAUGGCAGCAGGGUUCUUCUCUGGCCCACAGAGAUGGUCAACUACACCAAGACAUCACCCUCCAUCUCCUAUAGCAUCAACCCUCUGCUGUAUGACUUCAGAGCUCAUCACAAGGCCAAAAAAGAGGACAGCGAAAAGAAAGUAGGGCUGGAGGAAGAGAGGGAGGGAAUAAAGCCAUCUGUGAUCAAACAACCCAACUGCCAAGAGAGGCAUGAAGAUACAGAAGGAGAAAGGGAAGUGAAAAUAGAUGAAAAGGGAGAAGAGGCAGAGGGAGGACAGGCAGGAAAUCCUGUGGAACUUGACGACCAUUGUGAUGGUGGCGAUGCAAUCCAGGGUCGCUCCAGUUGCCAAGAUGAAAACGCUUUAAAAUUUGUUCCCGUUUCUGCAGAAUGCCACCAUUCGCCGGCGCUGGGCCUUCAAACGACAGCGACGAGAAGGAGGAGAAGGAGGGCAGGGAUGGGGAGGGGAAUGAGGAGGAGGGGGAGAAAGAAAAGAAGAGGAAUGGUGAAUAAAAAAGACUCACAGAAAGGAAGGAUAAUGAGUCCCCUUUUUGCAAGUCAGAUGUUUGAAGGGAGGGGGGAAGAGAAGCUGAAAAGAAAGGGCAACAUAAAAGAUGAGAAUAGAGAUAAAGAGCUAUUAAGUAAUCUCGCUGCAAAUCGCCUGGUAGGAGGGAGAGAAAAAAAGACGAAGGAAGAGGAGCAAAGGAUGAGAGAAGAUCAGACGACGCGAGAGAGGGCAGGUAGAAAUGACGAGAAGAGAGGAGAGCUAUUAAGUAAUCUUCCUGUGAAUCGGUGUAAUCGGUGUAACCAGCUGUGUCUGCAGGUGAAGCGGGAGGCCAGCCAGCAUCAAUCCCACCAAUCAGCCUCCGGAUGGGGCCUGGGGCUCAGAAAGUUCCUCUGCAGGGGUGCAGCGUGCAGCUCUGUGAUUAGCCCCGGCCCCACGUCAGUUAUGGAGAUGCCACACUGUCCUGCAAUUACACCCGACCCUGCUGAGGAUGACAAAGGGACAGGAGUGAUGCACAAAGACAUUCAGGCGGGGAAGGAGGAUGGGCAGGAGCAAAGGAAUCCGCGGAGCACUGAGAUAAGCAGCAAUGAGGAUGUUGAGCAAAACAGAUGUAAGCUAGCGAUUAGCGGUGUUACUUUUCCCCGUCGAGACACAGCAUGUGAGGAGGAAAUGUGUCUCGUGCUUAAACCUCAUGGAGAAACAGCAGGAAAUCAACCGAUUAGCCCCAUCCCCGCUUCCUCCAGAGACACAGCGUGUGGUCCAACACAAACAAUACCUGCAGGACAAAACUGUGCUAUGAUAGCUCAGAGCCCACACUGUUCGGAAAGAGAUCUGGAAACCGGAUCGUCCUGUGGGGACGCAGCUCUUCCUUCUAAGUUGUUCACAACGACACUGCAGAGAACAGGAACAGCUGGAAAGAGGAAGGGAAGAUUUUCUGAGCCAGUUGUGCCAAAAAAGAAACGGAGAAGAGGAAGGAGGCAGUUGAGGAGAUUCAUGAAUGUUCUAAUGAAAAGACAAGAAAGAGCUGAGGCCAGUUUGACCUUCAACCUCAGUGGGAGAGCCGACUGUUGUUUUCAGGAGCUCAGAUCUACAGACUGCCACUCACUCUGUAGGACACAGUCCCUGUGCCACAACUCCAUCACUGAGGAGGAAACAUGUAGCUGCAGUUCUAACAAUCUACACAACUCCUGCUGUUGUGAUGUAAGCACAAGCAGCAGAGGAGCUGCUAAUGGCUGCAGUCAUUUAAACUUUGAUCACUCCGAAGGCUUGACACAACCCCCUGACUGUCACACCUGUAACACACAAACACAGCACUGUCAGGGUACUGAGAAGUCUAUCAGUGACGAUGAACGUAAUUCUGCCGCCUGCUGUGAUCACAGUGCCAAGUCUGUCAGGGGAUGUCAUAUAGGUAUGGUUGACCAGAAUCCUGAGUCUACCUUGAAUAAAAUCGACCCACUUGUGUGUGCAUGUUUAACAGAUCCCCUCACAUGUAGCACUAACGACGAUUGUCAGUGUGAAAACAAACAUACAAAUGAUGAAAAAGUGUCCACAAGCAGGGAUAUCUGCAAAACUGAUCACACAUUUCAUCGCAGUUGUGACUCUAUUGAUAAAAACGACAGAGGCGAUCACAGCAAUGAGGGUGAAACCAAAGCACAGUGUCAUGUUAAUGAGAGAACCCCUCUCUCUGAUCCAGAAAGUGAUUAUAGAAGCUGCGGUGUUCAUCAGAGUGAAACUGAUGGUGGUCAGUGCGAUGAUUCCAGCAGUAAUCCUGAUUGUAAUUGCAGCGGUAAUACUGUUAAUAACACCAGCACCAAAAAUGAAGCAGAACAUGUACUCAGAAGGGAGAGGCAGAGGAAGGAGGAGGAAGAGAAGCAGCUGGAAAGGAAGAGAGAGGAGUGGGAGAAGGAGUGGGUGAGGAGGAAGGAGAAGGAGGAGAGGGAAAGGGAGAGGAGGAAGGGGAUAGAGUUUGAGCAUCUCUUUUCAGAGAAGAGGCAGCUCUUUCCUCAUCACCUGCCCCCACACUGCAUCCCCCUCCACGCUCCACUCCUCCUCCAGCCAUCCCUCUCCUCUUCCUUCUCCUUCCAGCACACCUUCAUCCAACACAACCUCUCCCUCCUGCCACCUCUGUCCCACCUCCACCGCUCUUCAUUCCCCCACCUUCUUCCCCCUUUCUCCCCUCACCUCUCUCCUGCUCCUCCCCCUCCACCACCACCUCCUCCUCCACAUCUUCCUCCUUCAUUCUAUGCCUCCUCUCCCAUCCCACUACUGGAAGCUCCUAGUCCUUACCCCUUAGGGGCAGCAUUUCAUCCCAUUCAGAGUCACCCCCCUUCUUUGUACCCUCCUCCUCAUCCAGCUGUCUUGCCCUUACAGGUGUUACUCUAGGUUGCCAUUUUUCAUGAGAAGUUCCACAUCAUUGCCUAAAUAUCACAUCCAGGGUGAAAUUUAGGUGAAUCUAAGCAGAGCGUAAUCAGAAAACAAAGCGGAUCUUUCUUGACGCAGAGCCUCUCGCGAUUCUUACACUCAAGCACUGGCUCACAUGUCUGGAAAAUAUUGGAAAAAAAUAAAAUAAAUAAAUAAAAGAUGGCUAAUUAUCCUCAUCAGCCGCAAUCCUGCUCUAAAUGAGCCUCAGGUGUGCAGUCGGUGGGAUCGUGGUAUGAAUACACAGCUGAGGCUCGUUUCCCUUGGCAGAAAUCAGUUCAGGCUCCCGUUUUGCAUUUUAAACCAAAGAUUUGCUUUCAGGGUGAAUUUUAGUGACAUUACAAAAGGAAAAAAAGUUCAGCCUUGCAUACUUUCAGAUAUCCUCACUCUGUGAUCAGAAACACAGGUUGUUUGCCUUGCUAGGUGUGGAUUUUCUCUCUGAGAGGUUCAAUUUGAGCACUUUUUUUAGGAGUUACAGUACCUUGCAAAAGUAUUUAUAGCCCUUCAACACGUUCACCUUUCCCACAUUUUGUGCUAAACACAAGCUGUAUGUUGUUGGGAUUAGACAAAUACAAGAUAACUGAAAAGGACAAAAAAAAUGAUACAUGGUUUUCAAAAUUCUAUCAACAGUGACAUUCUGCCAUAAGGGCCAGAUUCGUAGCGUGCACAACUAAUAUUUGUCUGAUUAACAGAAUCUCCCACCUAAGCUAUAGAUCUCUGCAGCUCCUCCAUUGUUAUCAUCGUACUCCUGGCUGCCUCUGAUCACUGCUCUCCUUAUCUGGACUGUCAGUUUAGGUGGAGGGCCAUGUUUUGGCUAGUCUGCAGUUGUGCGACAGACACUCUUCAUAUAUAUAUAUAUAUAUAUAUAUAUAUAUAUAUAUAUAUAGAGAGAGAGAGAGAGAGAUUUUUUUUUUUUACAAGUCAGAGUAAGUAAGUGAGGUAAAUAUCAAUGCAGGCUACAUUAUUCAGAUUUGUUAUUGUGAAACUGUUAAAAUCCAUGUUACCAGUGAUGCACUGCAUUGUGUGCGUCCACCACCUAAAAUCUAAAUACAAAAACACAGACAUUUGUGGAUGGAACAUGACAAAAACAAAAAAGUUUAAUUUUAAUAGUUUUUAUUUAUAUUUAUGGGGGACUAAAAUGUUUUUAUAGCCCCAGUGUUCAUGUACAGGCAUUAAAGCAUUGUGUUUGAAACAGAUUCUUGAAGCUGAAAAUUACAAAUCUGAAAAGAAAAGAGCUGAGUUUUAAAUGAAAAUUAUUGCCUUGGUAAUAACAUUACCAACACCCCCAUGACAUACCAACAUCUUUUAUUGACAUGUCUAUCUCUAAAUUGCAUUAGCAGUAGUUUUGGUGCCAAAGUCAGAUGAAGAAGAAAAUGCUUUUGAUAUAAGAAAUAUCUCUGCUUCUGCUGCAAGAAUUUUGUAAAAUUGACCACUCUGCCAGACUACGCUGAAUAUGUAAAAUCAGGGAAGAGCUAUACAGUUAGAAUUGUAAUAGGCAGAUAAAAUGUGAAUUCCAGUCCCUGAAAAGAGAAGCAGGAAAUGGAAGAGCAAUUAUUCAGAGUUUUAUGAGAAUUUACAAAAAGCAUGAAGCAAAAAGGCGAAAGGCUUUCUGCUCCUUUGUAGGUUACAGAUGAACCAACACAAAUAUGAGCAACACCCCCCCGCGGGUUUCAUUUACAAAGAAAUACAGUGGCUUAAAGCAGUAUUCCUAUGCCUUGAACUAUUUCUAUUGCAAAACUACAAAAUUCUAUGUAUUAUUCUGAGAUAUCGUCUGAUAGGCAAACAUUAACUAGUGGGUAAUUGUGACAUGGAAGGAAAAUUAUACAUGGCUCUCAUUUAAGAUCUUUACAUAUAAUUUUUAUUCAUCCACUUUUUUUUCUGACACUCCUAAAUAAAAUCUAAUGCCACUACUUCUCUUGUGAAGUCACCUUAUGAAUAGUGUCCACCUGUAUGUAAUAUUGUCUCAGUAUAAAUUGCAGUUGCUCUGUGAAGGACACCAUGACAAAUGUGACAAAAUGUGACAAAACGUGGACUGGACCAGAACCAAGUAGAGACCUGACUGAAAUAAUUGUCAGGCUGGUUAUGUAGUGUUACUGCAGUUUGAGAUGCAGGUAGAUACAAACUGGUGGUACAUUUUGCAGGGGCUUUAUGCAAAAUGUCACAGCAGCUUUUGGCCAAACUUGGGAGACACUAAAGGUGGACACCGGUGAAAUGGUUAGAAGGAAAGGGGAUGCAUAAUUCAGUAUAAAAGCACAGAUAAGCACAUCAUCAGAUGGUUUUAUAUCAUUCCUGAAACCUGAUUAUGUUUACAGCAGAUCUCAACACAGCAAAAGGGAUUGGUGUUACAAUUAGAACAACUCAUUCCAUUUCUGAGAUUGUGUAUGAACAAUAAACCUAAACCCACUGAGAGAUUUUUUUGGGACUACAGUCGUCCCAGAAAGCAUACAGAAAAGCAAGUGGUUUUAUUUUUGUUAGAAAGUUAUGACCACACAUUUUGGCAGUGACACAAAUAUUGAUUUUUUUAAACUUUUAACAUUAUGUUUGUUAGGUAUACUAAAGAAUGAGAAAACGAGAGAUUUGUUAUGUGAAGAGUCCAUGUUUGCAUUGUUAACUGAUAUGCUGGUGAUCAACAUCUGGGCCAAAUCCUUGCUGAUGGUGACCCAGUUUUCAACAGUUCAUCUCAGUUUAUUGGUGUCUGUUCCAUCACCUGGUUUUUGAAAACUGACUUCAGUUUCUCAGUAUGGUUUAGAUCCAGAUAAAUAAUUUCAGAGCACUGAUGCCAGAGCCACUUUAUUACCUAAUAACACAGUCCUUCAUCAGGACCUAUUAAUCAAAAAAUAGGUCAUGUCGGCAGUUUGAUUUUCAGUUUCAAGCAUCCGGCUACCUCAGGUGAGUGAACCUUCAUUGGCACAGACAGAGCUUUUGCAUAGUGUUUCAUAAGAGAGAUCAGAGUGAGAUAAGAUAAUUUUUAAACAUGUUCAAAAGUCUGUCUCAGCCUGGCUUAUCUAGUGAUCAGAAAACAUCUGCAACAGUGUUAAAUGUGUUGGAAGGUGUUCACUGAAUCGUUACUUGCCUAAGGCAGUUUAUCUUCCUAUGAAACUGAAAUGCAACACAGAUAUGUAAUAGUGUGACAGGAGUAUUGACAGCCUUCUAAUUAAAUUAAUAGAUAGAUUUCAUCAUAACUUUCUAAUGCAGACAUGAAGUCAGCUGAUCAUUUUUGUGUUGGGCUACAAAUACAGUGAAAAUGGGUUUUAAAUGUAAGCAUAAUUUAUACAUAAUUUGCCACCACAAAAACUUUCCCAAAGUUUGCAAAACACAUUUGUGACACUUUUUAUGACAACUGGCAAAACAAUCCCUGUCACCUUGAUUUUAUUGAACCUUUUCCAAGUUGACCUAUUGCCUUAAACAUCAAAACGGCUGACAAAUAGAUUUAGCUGGCGGCUGGCAGCAGCAUGAACUCCGUCUCUGUUGUUGCUGGAAAGUCUCUGAUGUUAUGGGCUGCUUUUUCUGCUGUGUAUCUGCUGCUGUUACUUCUGUGUCAAAGCCUCAGGCAAAAACUUUGGAACAUGCACUGACCACCCACCCACGUCGGAGUCUAAUUGAACAUAUCCAAGAGUAAUUCAUCUUUCAACCACAUUAUCCAGGUCUGUUAGAGGUACAUGCAUAAAAGGCUGUCUCUGCAGGGCAAUGCACUAUCACAAAUUGCUAAUAUGGAAUAAGAUGUUCCUUUUGCAUUUUCAUUUAGAAAUAGCUGCUUUCUCUUUAAAUAUGAAAUGCAAGGUGUUAUAAAUUGAUAUAGUAAUGCAAUUACUAAAGUACCUGUAAUGAUCUAGCCCAACAAAGUUGAAUAAAAAGGCAAAUGCAGACUCUGUAAUGUAAACCCCACAUCCCAGAUGCAAGAAUUGUGAGAGUUAAUCAGAUUUAGUGAAGGCUUCUAUGCUAAGUUUUAUUAUGGAUGUAGUGUACAUAAAUCAAACCAAAUAAUAUUCUUAGUGAUCGUUAGUUGAUUGGUCAAUCCACUGUAAAUCAGGAUGAGACUCAACUUUAUGAAGUGCUCAGUCCUAUUUUGUCCAACAUAGUUGUGAUGCAAAGAAACAAAUUCCAAAACAACCCCAUUAAUAUGAGUACUACAGAGAUGCCAAUAUAUUUGGCUGGUGCUUCAUUUAUCAUUAAAACUACAAACUGCAUUACACUGAAAUACAAUAGGGAAAAAAACAAUAAAAAAAACUGGUAGAAAACGGCUUUAGGUUUUUCCCUUGAGUUGCUUUUUAAACAAACCAACAGUCAAUACAACAUAUAAACAGCUCCUUCCACAGAUGAGAUGCAACAGCUUGAAAGAAACGAUCCCCUCAGGAUUUAAAUUAGUUUGAGAAGCUAUUAAGGAUCUCUGGUUAGAGGACCUGAAGGUCAGAGCUUAAUUAUAAGGCUUCAACAGGUCAGAAAUAAUCUGAGGCAUUGACCAUGCAAAGCUAUAAAGGUUGCAGCUGGCAAUGAGUGAAGAGACAAUAAACCAGAGGUUAUACAGAGGUUAUUCUGUUUGCCUUAGUUUUAUAUAUAUAUAUAUAGUAUAUAUAAAUAAAACUGGCUGUUUUUUUUGGAAUUUGUACAAAAAAGAAAAAAACGAGACUCCAACUUUGAGGUGAGCGGCACUAAAACUGGAAAUACCUUUCACUUUUGCCAUUUUGUGAAAACAGGCACGUGGUCCAAUAGGAAUUGUUAGUGUAAUAUUUAUGCAGUAAAUAACUUUAUUUACCAGAAAAGAAGGUGUGUUACAGCUAUCAGAGUACAAUGAAAGAAUAAUCAUAACUAAAGUCAGAUAUUUGACUCCAGCUAUUUUGUCACUGCCAAGAAAUAUUAGGCACCCAGAAAAAACUAUAGUAAUUUGCUGGAGACUAACAGCUAGAAUAGACUACACAUCAGAGGUUUUCCAAUGCUCAAUAACACAUACACCUCAGUGAAUAUUAAUGUUUCCAAGGAGCACUGUAGUGACAGAACUCUUAACACAAUAAUAAAAGAUGACUUGCAUUGGCUUUUUCAAAAUGUCUGAGCUUGUAUUAACUAGUAUUGCUAAAAGUAGUUGUCCAGUCGCUGAGCACAGCAGUUACAACAUUAUGUCCAACUAGCAGCUGGUAGUUGGUUUAGUUGGAGUUGCCGUCAUUCCCAAUGUUACUGCUUCAUAGAGAAAUAAGUUGUCACCAGCAAUUGUUCUCAGUUACCUGUAGCCUGCAUGAGCUUAGACAGGAUAGUCUCAAAACAUUCUUCACUGCACUCCCUAUUUGAUUUGUGUCUGUACCCCUAAAGGCAGCUCAAGGAGCUAUGACCAGCAGAACCUGUACCACAGUUUGAAAACCAUGGCUACAACUUCUUCCUACAGACCCACUGAUGUUUUUAGUGGGUCUAAAUGUGAAGUGCUGUAAACUGGCUUUGAUCUGAGAAACAGCUCCAACCUUUACACUCAGCAUUUCACACAGCUGAUGUUCUGCCAUCUUAGUCAGUUUAAAAUAUCCCAAAGUGAUGGAUUGUUAUGGCUGAAACACACAGUAAUUGAUUCGGCUCGUCACAUGAGGUAUUUGACUUCAGCCCAGCAUCAGAGCAGCGAUGAAACGCACGGAGAUGUGAAGGUUUGUCAGGUAAUCAUACGCUAAAACAGCCGUUUAUCAACGGCAGCUUCCUGCUUUUAGUUGUUAUUAGGCUGCAACAGGACAAAUCAAAUGCGGAAAGUCCAGUCCAUUUUCCCUAAGUAAAUAACUAUGCUACCACUUGUUUUCACUCUUAUUAUAAUGCUAAUUAUCUCUGGUAUAUGUCAUGAAGAAGAUUAUUGGUGAUGCACGUUGACAGCUGAAAGUAACAGAGGAAAAGGAGAAAAAAGCAGAGUAACUCCAACUCUUUCUUACGCAAAGCUUUUUUCCUUCCUGACAUUUUCUCCCACUCCUCUCAAGUCGAACAUCUGGCAAAGAUUGCUUUGGGGCAUCAGCAUGUAGCGCCUAUCCGUCUACCCGGCAAUAGAUUAUUCUGGUGCAAACAAAUAAAGCAAACAAUAAUCUGCAUUAAAAUUCAUCCGGCAGAAGCAGCUGUGGGCGGAACAGCGUUCGCUCUUUAUAAAAUAAAGCAAGCCGUGCAGAAUCAUGGACACAUGCUGUUGUUUGAUCACUGCAGCUGUCCCCACCGGUGCCCACUUUGUGUUCGCUCCCUGAGGUCAUCAAAAAGUCUUCUUACAGAUCAUGUCUGCAGGGUGAGGCAUAACCCAACAGAGCAACUGAUGAACCAUGGUGUUACAAAAAAUUCUCCUUGCAGCUUUGAGCGCAGGAAAGCAUGUGUGAACAAGGAGUGCACAACAAAAGAGGUUUUUGAACUUAAUGUUCUCUAUGAACAUAGGUCUUAUUUAUUACUGUGAUGAACUGUGUACAUUAGAGAAGAGCAAAGCUGUUAUUAGAUGUAUUUUUGUAGCGAAUCCUCAGUUGAAUGAGGCUGAUUUUGUAUCAUGUACUCCUAUUUUAGCUAGUAAAUGAGCCGCAUACUAACUUAAUUUGUCCUCUUGUUCAUGCUGUUGUACAUAUUCUUUUAAGUUCUUGUCAAGUAAAUGACGUAAAAAAAAAGCAUUUUUUUUUCUAAUUUUGUGAAAUAGAAAUGUCUUGAAAUCUGUCAAACAAAUAUCUACCAGAUUGUUUUUGUUUGUUGGGAAAUAUCAAACUUGUACACACAAAUUAUGUCCCUGAAUAUUAGAGCUAGUGAAUCUAGUCUGACAGUUUGAAUAAAUCUGGAAGACUUGAAAUCAGAA
Messenger RNA from Girardinichthys multiradiatus, 12578 nucleotides. RefSeq lists its product as uncharacterized. Gene Ontology annotation, cellular component: nucleus. The transcript has 5 exons. The record is from RefSeq and is a predicted model, not a curated record. The coding region runs from base 1313 to 5764 and encodes 1483 amino acids. Lineage: Eukaryota; Metazoa; Chordata; Actinopteri; Cyprinodontiformes; Goodeidae.